AUGGAUACCCCGACAGAGACUGCUAUCUCACAAGAGGAUGUUGAUGGCAAUCUUAUUGAAUUUACGUAUAAAGAUUUAAACAGAAUUGUCUUAAAACCAUUUAUCGAGAGCAUAGCCGAAUUUGUCUCAAAAGCUUUCGAAACUCAUGGUCACUGCAAGAUUUUUCUCUUUAGAAAUUAUGGUUCUGAUGCAUACUUUGUUAAAAAUCUUUUAGAAAGAGAUAAGGGUAAGUGGAAGUUUUAUGAUUUUAUUGUUGAAGAUUCACUUGAAAUGGUUUCCUCGGGCGCUGUCUCUUCGAUAUUAAAUAACUACAAAUCUCAAACGCCCUUCUCUCUUAAUGGUCAACACCGGUCCCUAUUUUCUGAUAAAGACUUGUUCUUACCAGAAGCAGUGUCCGAGAAAUUCACUGAUGGUAACAAUGGAAGUGCGGGUUACGACUUUGUUGUUGGAAUUGAUUUUAGUACCGCUUUCUCUGGGUACUCUUAUGUCGAACUUAACGGCAAGGACAUUAAACCUGUGGAUAUAAAAGAAAUCAAGACCUUUAAAGGGAGUUGGCCAGGAGGCAAUCUGAAUAAAUUCGGAAAUGCCCCAACCUUGUUGAUGUACGAUAAGAAUAUGAGACUAAAAUAUUGGGGUGAAGAAGCAAAACUUCAAGACAAGUGUUAUAAAGAUCUGAACCUUUUGGGAAAUUUCAAAUUGUUUUUAUAUCCGGAAUCUUCGAAGAAUUCUCAUGGUCGCGCUAAUGAUCCGGACGAACUGAAAGAACAAGGAGGAAUUAAUGAUGACGGAGCCUUAGAAAACAAAGUUGAUGCGGUCAGAGCUAUUGCUGAUUAUCUCAAGCGUUUUAAAAGGCAUAUUAUCGAGCACAUCGUCACCAAAGAAAUUAUCCCAUAUAGUUUUUCUAAAAGGGUAAAUUAUUUGAAAAAACACAAGAUACGAUAUGUAAUUACUGUACGUGCUAUUUGGAAUUCAUCAGCCCGCGAUAUCAUGACGCAAGCUGCGAUUGAAGCCGCAAUAAUCAAAAAAGAUGAGGCCAACCAGCUUCUCAUAAUUAGUGAACCCGAGGCGGCAUUAAUGUUCUGUGAGAAGAGAUGCACUGAAAAACUUAAAAAAGAGGAAGAAGAAAUGACCGAUACGAACUUUAUUGUAUGUGAUGCUGGUAAAAGAACUGUAGAUUUGGUUACAGUUAAUUUACAGCUUAACGGACAAGAAGGCACAAAACCGAUGAUUUCUCAAAUUGGUGACGGUGUGGGUGAUACUUGCGGUUCCUCUUGUCUUGACUUAAGAUUUAAAUAUUAUAUGUAUAACUUUUAUGAAGCCCUUGGAUAUAAAGUAGACGAUAAUGUACUUGACAGUGUUGUGCAGGAUUUUGUAAAAAAAAUUAAGCUUGACUUUAUGCCUGAUUUGCAAGGCGACUCUUAUUACGAUAUCAAAUUGCCCGGAAAGGGAAUAAGAAAUUUUACCGGCACUUAUACCUAUAUGAUGGCUAAUGGAAAUACGACGCUGAGAAUGAAGGGCCAAGAUAUGAAAGAGCAAAUAUUUGAUCCUGUAGUUGAUCGUAUUAUUUGCCUUAUCGAUUACCAGUUAAACCAAGCAAAAAAAGUAGACAGACGAAUUGACUCAAUUUUGAUGGUCGGGGGCUUUUCCCAAUCUACAUACUUGCAACAAUGUAUCAGAAACCAGUAUAAGGGUAUCUGCCAUGUUAGGGUACCUCUCGAAGGUGUUACGGCUAUUUCUCACAGAUCGAUAUCUUAUGAUUCAUAUCCUCAUAUAAUAUCAAAAAAAGUUACCAGACAAUCCCUUGGAUUAGAGAUACAGGCAACUUUUAUUGACAGUUCGACGAGUUUAGAAGAAAGGAAAACCGAAGGUCCCGACAGAGGCAGGCUUUUUAAAACAGGUCGUUUGGAUUAUUUCGUAACAAUGGGUCAAGAAUUAGAAUAUGAGCGAUCAGGAUUGUAUAAAAAAGGUGUAUUUGUUUUAUACCCCAACGCUGCAGUAAUAGCAAUCUUCUCUUGUGACUCUAAAGAAGAUGCUAACAAUAGGUACCUUACUAAAAGUCAUGUUAAAAUAGCGGAAGCAAAAAUUAUCAUGCCGUAUAUUAUUGGGAUAGAUGGAAGAUUAAUUUACUUCACAGUUAAUCUUCAAAUAGAGCAUAUUGGAGCCAGUGUUACGAUUGAAUGCCAAGAUCAACUAAUUAACACAGAAGUUCAAAAGAUCACCAAUAAUCAAAGGUCGUCUCUUAAAAUAAAUCUCAAGUGUAGCCCUGGUGUGGCAAUCUGUAAUGAUUUGACACACUUGUUAAUUAAUCAUAAUCGUGAUAUAGUAUCAGAUACACUUGUAUUAUCUACUUUACACUAAAAUAUCCAUUCAACUAAAAUAUUGCAAGAAUACACUAUAAUAAAUUAGUAUAC
This is a messenger RNA of Mucor mucedo, 2411 nucleotides long. RefSeq lists its product as uncharacterized. NCBI's taxonomy places the organism in Eukaryota, Fungi, Mucoromycota, Mucoromycetes, Mucorales, Mucoraceae. Bases 1 to 2358 code for a protein of 785 amino acids. The transcript is spliced from 5 exons. The record is from RefSeq and is a predicted model, not a curated record.